AGGGAGCGGAGAAGACAGACGACAGGAGGCGAAGGCUGACACACAAUCAAAACCCCACAAGAAAAAUGCCCAAUUUUGAAGGCACCUGGAAAAUGAAAAGCAGCGAGAAUUUCGAAGAGUUGCUCAAAGCUCUUGGUGUGAAUGCCAUGCUGAGGAAGGUAGCAGUGGCGGCUGCGUCCAAGCCCCACGUGGAGAUAAAGCAAAAUGGCGAGCAGUUCUACAUCAAGACUUCUACCACUGUCCGCACCACGGAGAUCAACUUCCUCAUUGGAGAGGAGUUUAAUGAAGAGACAGUGGAUGGGAGAAAGUGUAAGAGUUUGGCCACUUGGGAGGCAGAAAACAAGAUUUACUGCAAACAGACUCUACUGAGUGGGAACGGCCCGAAGACCUUCUGGAGCCGGGAACUCAAAGGGGAUGAACUCAUACUGAUCUUUGGAGCUGAUGAUGUGGUGUGCACACGGAUCUACCUACGAGCAUAGCUGAAAUCAUUCCACCAACAAAUAAUCUUUCACUGUUUGAAGUGUCAGUGUCCGAAACUUUACAGAAAAAUCAACUAAUCACAUAAUCUGUUUUGACAUUAAGUGUUUUGCAUCUUCAUGAAAAUCAGUUACAGCUGAAUCCGUUUCGUCCACCUUUUUGUAUAGAAUUGUUCAAGCAUUGGCAAAUAAAAGAUGCAAUUAUAAUUUAAUGUGCUUUAGAUUUCGGAAAGGUAUAAAAGACAAAGGUGGUGACUAAAGCAGCAGUAGUUGUCUGCAUGCUAAGUAUUGCAGAUAUUUCCUGAUUAAGAACUUGCUGGUUAAAACAUCCAGUCAAUAAAAGCUUUCAGUGUGCAAACUGCAGACCUUUAAAAAUAAUAAAAAUUGCCCAUAUCAUACAAACACGAUGGCAGAAAUGAAGAAAUAAGUGGUCAACUGAGUUUCUAUUUAAAGGAUAGUUUAAUGCCAAACACCAUACUAACACUCAUGUACAACAUCAUAUAAGUCAAGAGAAGAGACACAUUAAAUGAGGUACAAACAAUGUCUUUAUGUACAAUCAGCUCCGUGGGACCUCCUGUGGUAUUUCAUAUUAAAACACAGUAAAUAUAAAAAUAAAAACCCAAGUUAUAAACUGUU
Messenger RNA from Micropterus dolomieu (smallmouth bass), 1112 nucleotides. Its product is annotated as cellular retinoic acid-binding protein 1. Lineage: Eukaryota; Metazoa; Chordata; Actinopteri; Centrarchiformes; Centrarchidae. Bases 66 to 479 code for a protein of 137 amino acids. Gene Ontology annotation, biological process: fatty acid transport. Gene Ontology annotation, cellular component: cytosol; nucleus. The transcript has 4 exons. Gene Ontology annotation, molecular function: fatty acid binding. The record is from RefSeq and is a predicted model, not a curated record.